AUGGACGGCGGUGUUGAUGCGGCGCCGCCGGGCACCAUGUACGUGCGCGCACUGUACGACUACGAAGCAGACGACAGGACCAGCCUGAGCUUCCACGAAGGCGACGUGAUUCAAGUCAUCACGCAGCUCGAGAGCGGUUGGUGGGACGGGGUCAUCAACGGCGUGCGUGGUUGGUUCCCCAGCAAUUACUGCCAGGUCAUCGCCGUCGAUGACCCCCCAGACCAAGUCCCGGGCGGCCGUGUCGAUCAGGUCGAUGCCGCCGCCGAGGAGAGCAAUGCCUACGGCAACAGCGUCGACCCGGAAGCCGAAUCCGAAGCGGACGCGGCGAGCAGCCUACCCCUCGAGGGUGCCGACCCUGCCGACAAGUCAAGGGCCGAUUUCUGGAUCCCCCAAGCGACUGCUGAUGGGCGCUUGUUCUACUACAACAUGAUGACGGGCGAUCGCAGCAUGGAGCUGCCGCUGGAGCCUCCCCAGUCCCCCUCCGAGACGGGCCCCCGAGACCGUACGAACCCGAUGAUUCCUGACAAGACUCGCCCCCCACCGGAGAUGAUGGCAAGAGGGUUGACGCAGGACGAGGAUGACGUCUCCACGACGUCUGCUUCAGAAGCCGAGGCGGAAUCGUUAUUGCUUACCUCGAAAUACACGUCCCAGGGCCGGACCUCCUUCGCCGGCGUUCUCUCACCCUCGACGUCCAUGGACUCCAUGAAUGGGGCAUCCCCGGGCCGACGCAAGAGAAUGACGACCUCGAACGGCAUGGCGAAUAGUGACCAGGCCAUGAACAUGGCGUUGGCCACUUCGUUCAUCAGCACCACCUACAACCUCCCAACCUCGACCGCCGUUCCGCGAUCCUUCUUCGACGAUGGCUCGACUCCACCCCUCUCCUGGAGCCUGCUGGUCUCCAACAUGAAGCUGGCCAUAAACCGAUACCGGGAGGCCAUCACGAACAACAGCCGCGCCGAGUACGUCGCGCGGGCGGAGGAUAUCUCUGAUCACCUCCGUCUCCUGCUUGCUGCCGGAUCGGGCACCACGGACAACCAUUCGGGCCAGCCGUCCAUAAUAUCAACCAACAAGGCGCUGUACCCGCAUUUUCGCGACAUGAUGUCCAAGUUCUCCAAGCUCGUCAUCUCGUCGCACAUCGCCGCCGCCGAUUGGCCGAAUGCGGAAUCCGUUCAGAAAUGUCUCCAGGAGGCCGACGGCGUUCUGCUCGGCGUUUUCAGCUACGUCGAAGUUGCCAGACAGCAACGAGGCGAGGAUAUCCCGAGGCUGUUCCCCGGCUUCGUCAUCGGCAGCAAUUCCGGCGGCAGUUGGCAGAAUAACGGAUUGGGGCCCCGAGACCCCAUCGCCUCCAACUUCUUGGAUGACGACGAUGGUGCCCUCGAGCCCACCGCGAUUCUCGAUGGCAAGCUUCUCGAGAGGCUGGACGAGCAGAAACGGAUACUGGUCUCGAGCAUACGAGAGCUGGACAGGAGUCUCGUGACGCCGGAAAAGAUCCUAACCCCGUACCGCCACGAGGUGAUUGGCAACAACGUGUGCUCCGCCGGGGGCAAGGUCGUGGACACGUUCAAGCCAUGGAUGGCCAUGAUCGAGUCCAUCGAGCUUGCUUCCCUCGGCAACAGCUUCCAGACCCCGCAGCUGGCCGACUUCAGCAUCAACAAGCAAUGCCUGUACGACAACAUCUCCGACCUCUUGCUCGGCUGCCAAGCCGUCGCAGGGCCUCUUGCCGACGAGUGGAACGAGGUGCAGGGCGAGGCGCUUGAGGCGCGCCUAGAAUACGUGAGACAGUGCGCGAGGGCGCUGGAAACCAACUCAUCACACACAGGCUUCUCCCUGCAGCUUCUCUCCGACCAGGUCCAGACCAACAUACAGCAGCGAUGGCGGCGCCGACCGCAAGCGGACCCUCGGACGAGGGAAGAGCAGAUGCCCCGCCCGCCGCAGCGAGGCGAAACGAUGCCGUACGAGCGAACGCAUCAACGUUCCGAAUCGAGGUCGGCUGCUGCCAACCGGCCGUCGUUGAUGACAAGCCAAUCGUUCGGCGACGGCGACCCGGCGUCCGGAAACUUUAGAAAGGGCGACUUUUCCAAGGUGAAGAAGAUCUUCGGAGAGGACCCAUCAUCGCUGCCAGCAGCGCAGGCCGGCGGUGACGACACGCCGGACUACUUGAUGCUCGACCACGACAACGACGUACUUUUCGAUACCAAGACGUCGCCGCCCACCCUCAGGGGAGGCUCUCUCUUGGCUCUCGUGGAGCAGCUCACUCGGCACGACAAGCUGGACUCCAGCUUCAACAAUACCUUCCUCCUGACCUACAAAUCCUUCACCUCGGCCCGGGAGCUCUUCGAGCUGCUCGUCCAGCGCUUCGCGAUGCAGCCCCCCGAAGGUCUCGCCCAGGGCGACUUUGAGGCUUGGAGAGAUCGCAAGCAGAAGCUGGUUCGUUUCCGGGUGGUGAACAUCUUGAAGAGCUGGUUCGACAAUUUCUGGAUAGAAGAGUACAACGACGAGUCGAAGCGGCUGAUCCGGGACGUGUACACGUUUGCGAGGGAAACGGUCAAGUCGACGGAGACGCCUGGCUCGGGCCCGCUGAUGGCCAUCCUCGACCAGAGGCUGAGCGGCAAGGAGGCGGGGGCUCGGCGGAUGAUACAGACUCUGAACCAGAGCACGCCGACGCCCAUCGUGCCCAAGAACAUGAAGAAGCUCAAGUUCCUCGACAUUGACGUCACCGAGUUUGCGCGCCAGCUGACCGUCAUCGAGUCCCGGUUGUACGGAAAGAUCAAGGCGGAGGAGUGCCUGGACAAGACGUGGCAGAAGAAGGUGGCCGAAGGCGAUCCGGACCCUGCGCCUAACGUGAAGGCACUGAUUCUUCACUCGAACCAGAUGACGAACUGGGUGGCGGAGAUGAUCCUUGCCCAGAUGGAUGUCAAGAAGCGCGUGGUGGUGAUCAAGCACUUCAUCGCCGUUGCCGACAAAUGUCGAGGCCUCAACAACUUUUCGACGUUGACGUCCAUCAUAUCAGCCCUUGGCACGGCGCCGAUUGCGCGGCUCAAGAGAACGUGGGACCAGGUUCCGCAGCGAUCGCAGGCCGUCCUGGAAACCAUGCGCCGUCUGAUGGCCAGCACCAAGAACUUUGGCGAAUACCGUGAAGCUCUGCACGCCGCGAACCCGCCUUGCAUUCCCUUUUUCGGUGUAUACUUGACCGAUCUGACGUUCAUCGAGGACGGCAUCCCUUCGAUCAUCAAGAAGACGGACUUGAUCAACUUUGCCAAGAGGGCCAAGACGGCGGAGGUGAUUCGCGACAUUCAGCAGUACCAGAAUGUCGGAUACUCGCUUCAGCCGGUCCAGGAGCUGCAGGACUACAUCCAGAACAACAUGCAAGCCGCGGGCGAUGUCCACGAGAUGUACGACAAGAGCUUGCAGAUUGAGCCGCGUGAGCGUGAAGACGAGAAGAUUGUGAGGUUGAACGCUCGAUCGACCGAGCUCACUUCGGAUUCCAUGCGGCGGGCAGGAGAGGCGUUCGACGACACGGUGGUCAUGACGUGCGGACGGGUAGCGAAACCCUGGUCGAACGAGUUCAGGGUCAAUGCUUCAGCCCAGAGCGUCCGGUCCGGCGUUCCGACGUUGUCGCAGAGCGGCGCGGGCGAGGAACAGCACGGCUGGAUGGACGAGCACCGGGACUGGCGUCGUCGACUGCGUGCGUCAGACUGGUGGAGCAACCUAUAUGCCGCUGCCCUCGACUCGACUCGCCGCCCUCCCUCCUUCUCUCCCUCUCCCUCCCUCCCCGGUCUCCCUCGGCCCCGACCUCUGCCUCGCCCUCCAACCCUCGCACCCUCCAACCCUCGCGCCCUCGGCACGGACGAAACUGGCACGUACGAGGAUCGGCCCUCCCACCUCGCGGCCUACAUUUCUCGCACCGCCGAGCGAGACCGUCGGGCGCAACGGACGGGCCAACGGACGGAUCCGAUCGCCGUCAUCGCCACGGUGCGCAAAGGAAACAAGCUAGCUCUUGAGCGCAUAGGCCCGCCGCUGCCCCCUCUCGCGAUGCCGCCGUCUGCCAAGAGGGCCUUCGGUGGCCGUCGCGACGUGCGCCGAGCCGUCGAUGGCAACGACGUCGACGACGUCGAGGACUCCUCGCCCGGGCGGCCGGUGAAGCGGCGCAAGAAGGCUCCAUCUCUCGACCCGGCCGAGCGGAGUCGGCUGUCGCCCGCUCACGAGGCGACGGAGCCGUCCAGGACGGACGACGACCAGGUCGUGACGCAGGUCUGCCAGCAGCUCAAGGCCCAGCCCGUCCAGGCCGCCAAGGACCACGCCAACGCCAUCCACGAGGCCAACGGCGACGGGGUCAAGGCGUACGCCAAGGUCGCCGCGUUGGAUUGGACCUUUUACAUCACGAAGCUGUCCGUCAACAUAGGUCGCGCCCCGGAGUUGCCGAACCCUGACGACCAAGACGACGAGACGGCGGUCCACAUCGACCUCGGCCCGAGCAAGAUGGUCUCGCGCGACCACGCGUCCAUCUCGUUCGAUCCCAAGGAGGAGAGGUGGCUCCUCCAAGUCAAGGGCCGCAACGGCGCCAAGGUCGACGGCCAGCAGCUGAAGCCGUUCGCGUCCCACGCCCUCAGCAGCGGCCAGGUCGUCGAGAUCGGCAACGUCGAGAUGAUGUUUGUCCUGCCGUCCGAGAUCAGCCCCCUCCACAUCCACUCGACCUUCCUUCAGAGGUGCGGCCUCGACGCCGACGCCCAGCACCAAGGCGCCGCCGCCGCCUCCUCGUCCCGUCGCCGUACGGAGACCAGACGACCGGGGACGCCAUCCUCGGCUCAACGUCGCGACGCCACCCCGACGGUCAAGUCUCCCGCCGCCGCGAGCACCCCCGCCGUCAUGAUGGGCGCCGGCAGCGUGGACCUCAGCCACGACGACAACCAGCACAUCAAGCCCCAGUACAGCUACGCCCAGAUGAUCACGCAGGCCAUCCUCAACGCGCCGGACGGGAAGCUGAACCUGAGCGGCAUAUACACCUUCAUCACCAACAGCUACUCCUAUUAUCGUCACCAGCCUCCCGCAGGCUGGCAGAACUCGAUCCGGCAUAAUCUUUCGUUGAGCAAGUCGUUCGACAAGGUGGCGAGAUCGACCGACGAGCCGGGCAAGGGCAUGAAGUGGCAGAUCGUCUCCGAGGCCAGAGAGGACAUGAUCCGGAACGCCUACAAGAUCGGUCGUGGCGGCCACCGAGGCUCGUCGGCGCCGUCCUCGCCGAACCAGCUCAACUACAUCGCCCAGGGGCCGAGGGACAUGGCGUCGCGAGAGACGCCGUCGACGCGGAAGCGGCGGUGCUCGCCCUUGGCCUCGCCGCCUCAAAGAUCCUCGCUCCGCAUCUCGCAGUCGACGCCCGAACGCCUUCCGGAGCCUACGGCGACCAGGGCGGCGACCCUGGCGGCUGACGGCAGCCCGUUACCUCGACAACGGAAACCGACCGUCGCCCAAGAUUCCUCCUUUUCCGCCUUCAACCCCCAAUCGCCGACACUUACCUCGUCGUACCUGCAAGAGGACGGCACGUCGUUUGUCACGCCGGCGCCUCCGCGCAUACACCCAAAGCUCGCCCCCCCCAGCACCGCCCAGCGGCCGAGCCAGCACAUGCCGACGAGCUCUCCCGCCCCCUUCUGGAAGUACGCCGACAUUGGAAGCACGCCGCUUCGGCCGUCGGCCCAAUACGAGCUGAGCCCUUCCAAGCGUGCUCGCGGGCUCCCGCCGCCGAGCAGCAGCCCGCCUCGGGCGAGCAAAUCUCCACCAAGCAGCCCCUCGCGACCGCAGAAGAACGGCGGGUCGCAGGAGCGUGUGAAGGCGGAGGCGGAACCGGAGGAGCAAGGCUUCGACUUGACCAAAGGCUUCCAAUCCAUCAGCUCGUAUCAUGCGCCGGUGGGACGUGGUGCCACCGUAGCGAACGCCUUGGAGGGCGACUAA
Drechmeria coniospora is the source of this 5943-nucleotide messenger RNA. RefSeq names its product cell division control protein Cdc25. Gene Ontology annotation, cellular component: plasma membrane. Gene Ontology annotation, molecular function: sequence-specific DNA binding; DNA-binding transcription factor activity; guanyl-nucleotide exchange factor activity. Gene Ontology annotation, biological process: Ras protein signal transduction; regulation of DNA-templated transcription; positive regulation of GTPase activity. Lineage: Eukaryota; Fungi; Ascomycota; Sordariomycetes; Hypocreales; Ophiocordycipitaceae. The record is from RefSeq and is a predicted model, not a curated record. The transcript is spliced from 9 exons. Bases 1 to 5943 code for a protein of 1980 amino acids.